UUGGACAACAUGUUUUAUUUUGCGAUUUUCUUUACGCUGCUCACCGUACUGGUGGUUCGAUUCAUCAACGAACGCAGGAAGUUAUGGAAAUUCGCCAGACACUUUCCGGGUCCGAAACCAUUCUCCCUGCUAGGAAAUCUAUUGGAGUUUCAAACGGAUAUACCGGGUAUCUUCAAGCGGAUGGUGGAAUCACAUACCGAAAAUGGACCCGACAUUGUUACGUGGGGACUCGGAAACGACAUUAUGCUCAAUUUAAGCAGUGUCCAAAGUGUGGAGAAGGUCCUGAUGGCGAAGGUUACGCAAAAAUCUGUCAUUUAUGAUUACAUAGAACCGUGGCUUGGUAAAGGUUUACUAAUCUCUUCGGGGGAGAAGUGGUUUCAUCGACGGAAAAUCAUCACCCCAACUUUUCACUUCAAGAUUUUGGAAGGUUUCGCUGAGAUUUUCAAUAAGGAAGCUGAUUUAUUGAUGCAGAAAUUGAAACGACACGAUGGAGCGGAGCAGUUUGACAUCUACGACUAUGUUUCAUUGUAUGCGUUGGAUAGCAUUUGUGAGACUUCGAUGGGAGUACAGAUCAAUGCGCAACAGGAUCCCACCAAUCAGUAUGUGUGUGAUGUAAAGCGAAUGAGCGAGUUGAUUCUACUGCGUGUGUUCAGUCCACUUAGUACGUUUACAAACAUUUAUUGGUACUUAGUUCCAAACGCCUGGGAACAACGAAAAUUGAUAAAUCGAUUGCAUCAGUUUACCGAUUCGGUAAUUCAUCAACGUCGUGAGCAGCUGAAAAACAAUAAACAGCUUGGUUCAAUCAAGUUCGAUCUGGACGAAGCCGAUAUGUAUUCGAAGCGGAAGCAAACCUUUUUGGACCUUUUGCUAAAUGUGACCGUAGAUGGUAAGCCGCUGUCGAAUUUGGAUAUACGGGAAGAGGUGGACACAUUCAUGUUCGAAGGUCACGACACAACCACCUCCGGAAUAUCGUUCACCGUCCUACAGCUGGCCAAACAUCAAGACAUUCAGCAAAAAGUUUAUGAUGAGAUACAGUCUACUUUAGGAAAGGACGACUGUAAAACAGCCACACUGACGUACAACAAUCUACAGGACUUCAAAUACCUGGAUAUGGUGAUAAAAGAAUCACUUCGAUUGCUCCCGCCAGUGUCGUUCAUCGGGCGCAAACUAGUCGAAGACACGGAAAUCAAUGGCGUCGUCGUACCGAGCGGAGUUGACGUGACGAUUCCGAUCUACGUUAUCCACCGGAAUCCCAAAGUCUACCCGGAUCCGGAGCGGUUCGAUCCGGAACGAUUUGCCAAAAAUGCAGAGAAUCAACGCGGCCCGUACGAUUAUAUUCCGUUCAGUGUAGGAUCCCGAAAUUGUAUUGGGCAGCGAUACGCCUUGAUGGAAUUAAAGGUGACCAUCAUCAAAUUGCUAGCAAACUACCGUGUCCUGCCGGGGGAAACGAUUGCCAAUAUUAGAUUCAAGACUGAUUUGGUUCUCAGACCGGCCGAAGGCAUACCGAUCAAAAUUGUAUCGAGAAAUUCAUAAUUAGUAUAUAAAGUAGUUUUAUAAUGAUUUUGAACAAUUUCGAUUAUUUUCUUUCGAUUACUUGAAUUAUUUGACACUUAAUGAAUC
Malaya genurostris is the source of this 1620-nucleotide messenger RNA. RefSeq names its product probable cytochrome P450 4d14. Lineage: Eukaryota; Metazoa; Arthropoda; Insecta; Diptera; Culicidae. Bases 10 to 1533 code for a protein of 507 amino acids. Gene Ontology annotation, molecular function: iron ion binding; monooxygenase activity; oxidoreductase activity, acting on paired donors, with incorporation or reduction of molecular oxygen. The transcript has a single exon. The record is from RefSeq and is a predicted model, not a curated record.